Messenger RNA from Oryctolagus cuniculus (rabbit), 4281 nucleotides. The record is from RefSeq and is a predicted model, not a curated record. Lineage: Eukaryota; Metazoa; Chordata; Mammalia; Lagomorpha; Leporidae.
CAUUAAACCUAAAAGGGGAAACACGUUUCUUUCCAGAACCUUAGGGGGAAAAAAAUGAGGAAAGUUGAUGAAAGAACACUAGUGCCACGUCUUUUCCCCUCCCCCACUCACGUAGUGGCUAUUGCAUCCCUACAGAGCGCAUUCCAAAGGAAAGUCCAAGAGCCACAGCUCUCGGAGAAACAGCGAAAUGCUCUCCUUUUGAUCGUUCCUUCCUCCCGCUUGAAACAUACAUCUGGGAGGCUGAUCACGUAAUCCAACUCAGAAUUCCUCCACAGCCCGUGGAAUUUGUUUGCACUCUGAAAACCUCUAGAUCCUCCGCGUAGCGAUCAAAGCGGAGGGCAGCGAGGAGAGCCCAGAGAGGCAAGCUCGUGCGCCUUCACGGAGAUUUAUGGGGAAGAAGAGGAAGCAGCCCAGCUUCGCCGACUGGGUGAUCUGACAGCCGGCUUCCUCCGCGGGGACAACUCGGCACCCCGGGCUACGUCUGGCGGCUGAGGCGGCGCCGCCGCGCGCAACAGAUAGAGGAGUUCAGCGAGAACUUUCUGGGGAGGUCCACUAGCCCGACCCGACCGACUGUUCCACUGGGCAGAAACGCCGGGAGCGCUUACAAUCUGCUCUUCACUGCCACAUGCUAACCAUCUGCAGCCGUGGCGGCCAGAAGCCCACGCCCCGCCCUCGCGUUCCCCUCAGCUGUGUAGCGAGGACCAGCACGGUAGUUCUCUUGGUAACAAGAUCGUAGGUUAGAAGAUCAUGCUUUUGAUAGCCACAACUUUGCAGCUGGAGGAUACAGCAGCACGCUGGGAGUUGAAUUACAAUUCCCGGAGUUCAUAUCCAGGAGGAUUCUGGAGAGAACCAGGCUGGUUGGUUUGUGUAUGUAUAUCUAUAUAAAAAGCAGAACUAGCUGUUGCAACUGCUGUUAGCUUUGGAGGGUUUAGCAGCGGGCAUUGAGAAGUAAACUACAUUUCCCAUAGUGCACCUGCAGGAGAAUUCUGGGAAGUGUGGCAGAAGCAGCAAGAAUUCCUCCAGGAAAGGGAAGCUGUUUGAACUUGAACGUUUGGAAUUUCCUGACUUCUGCUGAUUCUUGAGGCCUAGGAAGGUGCCCCCAAAAGAUUCCAGAGUGAGUACAGCGAAACAGAAACUUUUCUGAUUCUCCGUGGAGAACGGCUUUUCCAGGGCAGCGCAGUCGCGCUGUAUAGUUCGUGGCUUAGUCUCUGAGACCCGGGCAAUGGCCACAGCUUGCCUUAGGGAGCUCUCUCUGUAACCGCAGCUGAGUAUUUUCUGACACCACUUUGGAGAGAUGUUUAAAACUGGAACUGCCUGACUUCUCACGCUGUGCCUUGAUUUUUGAAUAAAGGGAAGAAAAAGAAUUCUUCCAGAAGCCGGGCACACACCGCUCAGCAAGUCCUGCUGGGUGUUUCCCAGCCGUCUCCAGGGGUGCACACUGCCUGUGCCCACUCCGUCCUCACAGAGGCCUCUCCCAAGCCCCACCGGGCCUCCUCCACGUGCACGCAGGCACGAAGAGACGAGACUGGCUUCUGUCUUGCUGCUGUGCUUUUUAAAUUAAUCUUCCUUCUGGGAAGAUGAACAGAAUGAGAAGCACGUGUGAAUCAUUUAUUACAGACGUUUCAGAGAAAAACGGUUCAUCUUAAGGACCUUGCCCCAUCAUUUGAUAGUUUUUAGUAAAAUAAACAUGAGAUGAAUUAUUAUACUUAAAUGUAAUGUUAUUAAUAUAUAACAUUAACUCAUCUAAAUAUGUCUAAAUGAAAUGUUAUCAUGUUACCUUUCCUCUCUAUUAGCCUUUGCACUUUAAAACAGAACUUGAAGAGCUCUGUGCCCACCAGCUCCUGAGUCAGCAGGCCCUGGUAAUCCCUGCGGCUUAGGUGGAUACAGUACCAGAGAUGGGGCAAAGCGAGAGGGCCAGCGCAGCGAGCCACACGCCUCCUCCGUAGUCAUAACUACAGCCACACAGUUCCUGCAGUUCCCAGGCUCCAAGAAAUAUGCCAAAGGGAUGGAUUCACUGCCUUGGCUCGCAGGGAAUGUGGUGAGGUGUUUAUGUGAACGGUGCCCCAGAAACAGGCUCACUGAGCACUGGGCCCAGGAACUCGCGUCUUACCAUACUUUCUUUCAUCUUCAAAGAAGCGUGUACACAUGGUUAAACGUUUUUCCAGUUCAGAAAUGAAUAAAGUACCUAAGUGAAUAAGCCUUAAGUAUAGAAAUGAAUGAAGUAAAAAAUCACAAAGCUCCUUUUCAGUUCUGGUCUCCGUCCCAGCCCCCUAAGGCCUGAUAAUGUUCCUGUACUGUGGAGCAGCUUGGAGGAGCAAAUCUGGGUACUUUAGGCUGCUGUCAACCUAUGUCACUAAGACACGGUACCUAUUUGAACUGAAGGAAGACGACAAUGCGUGUAAAAAAGCGCAGCAGACAGGCACCUUUUACCUCUUUCACCACCUGGCUCCUUUGCUUCAAAUAUCAGAGCGUCAUUAUGUGGCCCCCCGCGUCAGCCUGUUAGAGUUGGAAAAGCUCCUGGAGAAGUGCGGCCAGGAUACGCAGAGGAUAGAGGAUUCCGUGCUGAUUGGAUGCUCUGAACAGCAGGAAGCAUGGUUUGCUCUGGAUCUAGGACUGAACAGCUCCUCUGCUGUAAGCGCCUCCUUGCAGAAAUCUCAAAUGGAGACGGAGCUCCAGGGGUCCUUCAUUGAGCUGAGGAAGGCCCUCUUCCAGAUGGACGUGAAGGAUGUCCCCUUGCUGUUCACGGCUCAGGCUCUCCUCAGCUGGCAUGAUGCUCACCAGUUCUGCAGCAGAAGUGGGCAGCCCACCAGGAAGAACAUGGCAGGGAGCAAGCGUGUGUGCCCUUCCAGUAACAUCAUCUAUUACCCACAAAUGGCUCCCGUGGUGAUCACUCUGGUGUCAGAUGGAACCCGAUGCCUGCUUGCCCGCCAGAGCUCCUUUCCCAAAGGAAUGUACUCUGCCUUGGCAGGGUUCUGCGAUAUAGGUGAGAGUGUGGAAGAGGCUGUUCGUCGGGAAGUUGCAGAAGAGGUGGGACUGGAAGUGGAAAGCCUGCAGUACUCCACAUCCCAACACUGGCCCUUUCCUAACUGUUCUCUCAUGAUUGCUUGUCACGCAACUGUGAAGCCAGGGCAGACAGAGAUCCAGCUGAACUUGAAAGAACUAGAGGCAGCUGCCUGGUUCAGUCAUGAUGAGGUGGCCGCAGCCCUGAGGAGAAAGAAUCCUUACAUUCGUCAACAGAAUGAGACUUUUCCGUUCUGGGUGCCCCCGAAGUUAGCCAUUGCUCACCAACUGAUUAAGGAAUGGGUGGAAAAACAGGCCUGUUCCCCGCCUGCUUAGCCCGGAUGAACUCACCUAGAACCCUCCUUGGUAUCCUCCGAGGAGAGACCCGAGAUUAACUGUAAAGGGGAGGUGACAAGGCCAGCUGCAGGCCAGUAAGGCAGAGCAGAUGAGCCUAUAACGAGACACUCAUAUCAGCAGUGUUACAGAACGAAGUCCUUACUAACAGACAAUCAAAUAUGCCAAUGGGAAUCGAACAACUGAUGAGCUAUUAACUAUCAAAAUCACAGAGAAUAGUAAAACAUUAGUUUAGAUAUAGACACAUGUUCACUCAUUUUUCUCCAAGGUUUAGGAACAAGUAUCUUCCAGUAUGUGGCUUAUUAACACUACAUGUACAGUAAUUGCCAAAUAUGACUGGUGUGAUUUUAGCUUAAAACUUGAUCUUAGUAUUAAAAAUAUAAUACUCCACUCACCACUGAGUUAGGUUUUAUCCUCACAGAAUUAAGAAAAAUACCACAACGCAACAUUUUUUAACUUGUAUGCAGGUAUAUUCUUAUACACGGUAUUUAAAUAAAAAUCAUUUCUUUCAGUCUUCCAAAGGGAUGAGGAGAGUGGGAGCUCAGGUCUGUCUGUCUCAGACACAUGGGAUAAAUCAGAUGCAGUGAGGCCCUGGGUAGCUGAAUCCAGGGAGACUCAAGAUGGUAAGGACUUUUUUGUUCUCAGCUGUGUUACUUGCUCAGUUUGUCACUCAGGAAAAAAACUCUCAGUUUUCCAGCCUGUUUUCCUAAAUGUAUAGCAAUGGUUACUGGCAGGUGCAUACCCCAAGUGUUGAUAAACAUCAACUAAGGAAUGAAUGAGAUUAAACAAAUGUCAAUCCCGAACCGUUUCUUGAGCCUUAUGGGAUAAAAGUAAGUUAGGAGUUCUCAUCAUUUUCGUAUGCCUAUUCUAUACCUUGUGAUAGGGAGGAGAGUUUAUCUGGGAGAAAUAAAUAAAUCUCCAAAUCUG